AUGGGAGGAAAGCCAACAGGAAGAUUUUCCAAUGGAAAAGUCCCCUCUGACUUCAUUGCUGAAGAAUUGGGAAUUAAAUCUCUUUUGCCUGCAUACCUCGAUCCAUCUCUGCAAACUCAAGAUCUCGUAACAGGAGUAAAUUUUGCCUCUGGAGGCGCAGGAUAUGACCCUCUAACAUCUGAUAUUGCAUCGGUCUUUUCGUUAUCGGAUCAGUUAGCAAUGUUCAAAGAGUAUAUAAUGAAGCUUAAGGGGGUUGUUGGAGAAGAACGAACGUCCAAAAUCCUAAGAGAAAGUCUAGUUAUAGUGGUUAUGGGCAGCAAUGAUAUUACCAAUACAUAUUUUAGCACUCCUCUGCGAAAAUUCGUUUACGAUAUUCCUUCAUAUGCUGAUCUACUAGUCAGUUAUGCUUCCAGCUUUGUACAGGACUUGCACGAAUUGGGGUCACAUAGAAUUGGCGUUUUCGGUUUACCACCAAUUGGAUGUGUGCCAUCACAGAGAACUUUGAAAGGAGGACUGCUGAGAAAAUGUGUAGAUUCUUAUAAUCAAGUGUCACAGUUAUUCAACAAGAAACUAUCAGAUGAGUUGAACUUUAUUAACAGAAAAAUCCCAGAAGCACGGAUUAACUACCUCGAUAUGUACUAUCUUCCACUUGAUCUCAUCCUCAACCCAGAAAAAUAUGGAUUUGGAAUUUCGAAUAUCGGGUGCUGUGGCACAGGAACAAUAGAAGUAGCAUUUCUCUGUCAAAGUACAUGUUCAAAUGUAUCUGAGUAUGUUUUCUGGGACAGUUUUCAUCUCACAGAAAAAGCAUACAGGCUUCUUGUCCAUCAGAUGCUCAAGCAAUAUAUGAAGGAUUUCAUCUGA
Molecule: messenger RNA, 861 nt
Organism: Fraxinus pennsylvanica
Lineage: Eukaryota; Viridiplantae; Streptophyta; Magnoliopsida; Lamiales; Oleaceae
Source: the annotation of a GenBank genome assembly